AUGGCAGAGUGGAGCCCCAUCGCCAAGGUGUACGACCCGCUCAAAGCCGGGAGCAUCGACGGCACCGACGUGGAGCCCCACGACCGGGCCGUGUGGAGGGCGAUGUGCGCCCGCUACAAGCCUAACAAAGGCGUCGUAGGAGACCCGCUGCUCACUCUCUUCGUGGCGCGACUCAACCCGAUGACCACCGAGGAUAAACUUCACCAGGUCUUCUCCAAAUUCGGCGAUAUUAAGCGGCUCCGGCUGGUUCGCGAUAUCGUCACGGGCUUCUCCAAGCGCUACGCUUUCGUCGAGUACAAGGAGGAGCGGGCCGUGGUGCGAGCCCGCCGGGACGCCAACAAGCUGGUCGUCGACCAGCAGGAGUUGUUCGUGGAUUUCGAGCUGGAGCGAACCCUCACAGGCUGGAUCCCCAGGCGGCUCGGCGGCGGGCUGGGGGGCAAGAAGGAGUCCGGCCAGCUGCGCUUCGGCGGCAGGGAUCGACCCUUCCGGAAGCCCAUCAACCUCGUCGCCGGAACUUCGCAGCAGGAGUGGCCGGGUGGUGGACGCAGGGAGUGGGAGAGGUCCGGAUGGCGAGACCGGGACAACAGAGACAGCCGAGAUAACCGGGACCGAGACAGGGACGAGAGGGGGAGCAGGGGGAGGGAGGACAGCCGCUACCGUGACAGGAGCAGGCACCGAGACAGGAGAUGAAACUUUACGAAAAA
Molecule: messenger RNA, 704 nt
Organism: Hippocampus zosterae (dwarf seahorse)
Lineage: Eukaryota; Metazoa; Chordata; Actinopteri; Syngnathiformes; Syngnathidae
Gene: snrnp35
Product: small nuclear ribonucleoprotein 35 (U11/U12)
Exons: 1
Coding region: 1-690 (229 amino acids)
Biological process (GO): mRNA splicing, via spliceosome
Cellular component (GO): U12-type spliceosomal complex; precatalytic spliceosome
Molecular function (GO): mRNA binding; snRNA binding
Source: RefSeq, a predicted model, not a curated record